AUCAUGUUCUGCCUAGUGCUGCCUAGACUCGAAGGACUAACUAGUUAAAUUUAACCAGUUGAACUACCCUAAAUCCGACACACUUAAUAUACAGCAUCCCAGCCUAUAUCACAGUGUCCUAUUACCAUCAUCCCCAAACAAUAAUGAGCGCAACAACAACAUCAGUCACCCCCUUCCUCAUGUUCGAAGGCGACGCGGAAGCCGCCCUGAAUUUCUACGUCCAAACAAUCCCAGGAUCCAGCAUCAUCUCUAUUACCCGCUAUGGACCCGGGGAAGCAGGCACAGAAGGGAAGGUUUCCAUGGCCAGAGCGAAUAUCGGGGGGUCGCUUGAGGUUAUGGCAAUAGAUAGCUACGUGAAGCACGCGUUCAAGUUCACCCCUUCGCUGUCACUGUUCGUCAAGUUUACAGAAGAGCAUGGCGAUGAUGCCAUCGAUCGCGCUGUGGGUGCUUUGAGUGAAGGAGGCUCGGUGCUUAUGCCGUUGGAUAACUAUGGGUUCAGUCGCCGGUUUGCGUGGGUGAACGAUCGGUUUGGAGUUUCGUGGCAGCUCAAUCUUGAAUGAGUCAAUCGGCAGGGAUUUAGUGGAUUUAUAUGGAAUGCUUUUGCUUGACAUUGGUAAAAGUGUGGAGUGGAUAUAUUUGUCUGCAGAGAUGGGGAUUUGUUUUUAUGUGGCCCAAGGUUUCCCGCAAUCCUUUGUGCAAAACAUUAC
Messenger RNA from Aspergillus pseudonomiae, 707 nucleotides. RefSeq names its product VOC family protein. Bases 144 to 560 code for a protein of 138 amino acids. The transcript has a single exon. The record is from RefSeq and is a predicted model, not a curated record. Lineage: Eukaryota; Fungi; Ascomycota; Eurotiomycetes; Eurotiales; Aspergillaceae.